This is a messenger RNA of Oryzias latipes (Japanese medaka), 3921 nucleotides long. The record is from RefSeq and is a predicted model, not a curated record. Lineage: Eukaryota; Metazoa; Chordata; Actinopteri; Beloniformes; Adrianichthyidae.
CGAAAGAAGAUCCAGAGAAACAGGUGGAAAAGGGAUGGGCUGCAAAAAAAAAAAAACCUGAAAAGAAAAACCCCAAUUAUAUCUUGAAUGAAUAAAGAUAGUGGAUUUCUGUUUAUGGAAGAAGUAAACAGGACAACACAAAUCAAGUUCAAGAGGGUCUGAAGUCAGUGAUGAAGGAGAGGAAAUCGAGACAGAGGGGAAGAGGAGGGGGACUGAGAGAAAACCAGCGUUGCCUUUUCUGGUAGUUGAAGUCGCUAAAAGAACAACCAGGAAUUUUUGGGCUGCAGUAGGACUGAGAUAUAAACCAGACUGUAGAAGCUAAUCCAUGCAAAGAAAGCAGACAGUAAUGUCUAUGGACUAAACCCAGCUGCUGCUGCGUGAGAAAAUCGUAAAUUUAAGCCAACAUGGAUGACGACUUUGACCGCCGCAUGGAGCUGAGGAGGCAGAGGAGGGAGCAGAUGCGUCUUGAAGCUGACAGGUCUGGUUUCACCAAUGAAGAUGAAGAGGAGGACGCAUUGGAGCAAAGGAGACGCGCAAGGGAGGAAAGGAAGAAGAUGAGAGACUUAGAGGAGUCUGGUGGAACUGAUGUAAACAAUACCAACAGCUUGCCAGAGAUCAACUCCACGGAUAAUGCUGGUGCUGAUGAUGACCAGGCUCUGCUGGAGCGCCUGGCCAAAAGGGAGGAGCGCCGUCAGAAGAGAAUGAAGGAAGCUUUGGAGAGACAGAAAGAACUGGAACCUACAGUCGGCACCCCCAAUGGCACAGACGGCACGCAGGAUGAGCAGUCCUCCUUUACUAACGGCAACACACAGCAGGAUGCUGAGGAUGCAGACGGGAAAAAGAAGUCUGUUCAGGAGGAGGUGGCAAAAACAGAUACAAACUCCUGGAGUAGGCAGGGAGAUGAGAAAAAAGAGGAUGGGAAGAAUUCUGAAGAAUCAAGCACAACACUCCCCCACAAUGAGAAGGAUGCUAACAGUACGGCUGAAGCGACAGAGGCGGAGCCUGAACAGCUGAAGUCAGAAACUAAGAAGGCUGAGGAAAAACCUGCACCUGAUGUCCAUAAUGAGGAGAAAGAAAGGAGCAAAGAAGAAGAAAAGGAAAAACAGCAAAAGGAAAUGGAAGAAAAACUACGGCAAGAAGAGGAAGAGGAGGAGCAGCAAAAAAUAAGAAUGGAAGAACAGCUCAAAAAGGAAGAGGAAGAAAGGCAACAAAGUGAAGAGAAUGAGAGGAAGAGGAGGGAAGAAGACGAGAGACAACAAAUGGAAAAGGAGGAGAAGCUUAUAGAGGAGAAAGAAGAGAAACAAAGUAAAGAGAUGGAGGAGAGAAUAAAAAAAGAGGAAGAGGAGGAGAGAGAAAGACAAAGAAGAGAACAGGAAGAAGAACAGAAGAGGGAAAUUGAAAGACUAAAACAGGAGGAAGAGGAAAAAUUGGCGGAGAAAAAUAAAAAGAGGGAAGUGGAAGAGAUGAAAAAGAAAGAGGAGGCUGCAAAACCAAAGACAUUUGGCUUCAAGGAAAAGGCUGAUACUGUCCAAAAGAAUGGCGCUGUGGCUGAGAAUAAGUUUAGGAAAACAGAAAAACCUUUUAGAGACAACCCUCCCUUCACAAAAGCUGAUGAUGAGGAGCGGCGAGAGGCUGAAAGUAAGCUGCAGGAGCUGAAACAACGGCGAAACAACACGGAAAGCGCUGAAUUUGAGAAGAUGAAGCAAAAGCAGCAGGACGCAGAGGCCCAGCUGGAGGAGCUGAAAAGGAAGAGGGAAGAGAGGAGAAAGAUCCUUGAGGAGGAGGAGAGGCAGAGGAAGCAGGCGCAAGAGGAAAAGAAGGCCAAAGAGCAGGAGGAGAGAAAAAGAAUGAAGGAAGAGAUCGAGAAAAGGAGAGCAGAGGCGGCAGAAAAGAAGAAACAAAUGGAGGAGGACUCUUCAAAACCUUCUUUCACCAUCCGCCCAAAAGGCUCCUCAAAGAUUGGAGAGAAGGCUGAGUUUUUGAGCAAAUCUGUUCAAAAAAACUCCACAGCCAGAGUGUCACACACCCCAAUCGUCUCCAGGGUGGGUAACAGACUGGAACAGUUUACUUCUGCCAUCCAGGGAAACAAAGAAGUAAAAAACCCCAAGUCUCCGUUGGUGGACAUUCCUGCAGGAGGCACCCGCAGCAUCAAAAACAUGUGGGAGAAAGGAAACGUCAGCAGUUCCUCUGAAAGUCCAGCUCCUGUAAACAAGGAUGAGGCGGGAAGUAAGAGAGAUACAGCAGGACGCCUCAACAGCAAGACUGGAAAGCCCGGAGAUGCACAAAAGGCAGCAGCAGCAGGCCCUGCAGCAGCGGGAGCGGCACCCCCAGCCGCAGCAGCAGGAGCAAAACAGCUAGACACUAAACAAGGUGACAUUGGGAGUAAACGGGGCAUGUGGGAAACCAAAAGGAGCUCGACUCCUGGAAAGACGGCUGUUGGAAGCAAGGCCAAGCUCUUUGCAAAUACUAUUGUGAGACCCUGAUAUCCAACCUGACCUUCCAGUUGACAUUCGUCUGUACAAACAGGGUUUGAACGACUGCAUCCAUUCCUGAACUUCACGUGUGUCACACCAGGAGGGGCCAGACCGAGUGACACCUCAUGAAUCACACGCCAACUUCAUGCUUAGGCAUCCCUCUGCUUAACUCUAAAAGUAAAGCAUUUUGAUGUGGCAAAAUGAGUUCCCCUCCUGCUGUUAGUCAUCCCAGGAUUAAAAAAUGUGUUUUUCCUUCUUCUCACUGCUUGUUUUUUUAUAUCUUUUUCCCGAAAUUGUUUUUGAAUAUUUAAAAUAGUAAAAUCAUGACUGACUGAAGAAAAAGAAUAACUAAAUAAACCUAAAAAAAACUUAAAAUAAAAUAAAUGUGUUUAACGUUUGGACUUGCAAUUAAAAGACAUAUUUGAUGCUUAAUCUUUUGACCUUAUACAUUGUGCAUUCUGAAAGUUUAAAUAAAAGCUUUAACAAAUUACUUAGUUCUUUUAGAAAAUGUACAUUAGUCUCUUUGUUUUCCUAAUUUGACAUUAUCAGGCAAGAAGGUGUUUAAAAUUUGGUGUUUUUUUAUGUAAUUACUAAUUUUUUUAGCUUUAUUCUAAUGCUCAUUUUGACAAAAUUAUGACUCAGUUGAGUAACUUUGCGAACCUGCUCUAAAGCUUUUGUUCUGCCAAGUCACUGCAGUAACUUUUAUUAAGGCUUGUGUUAAUCUAAGGAUUCACUUGUGUUUUAUUGAAAAUAUUAACAAAAAUCAGUUCCUUCAAGAUUUGUGAGUGACUGAAUUACAACUUUUAUGGUUAAAAUAAGUUAACAGUUAUCAUUAUUUUUGCUUAACUUUGUUUUGAAAUGGGAUGUGAUGCAUAGAUCCAGGAAGUUUUCAAACCUGUAUCCCGCUGGCAUGGAUAAUGACUAUCAGCAGUGCUCAGCUGUCCUUUGUGUUUAUUGCUAAGAAGUGUUCGCACAUUAAGGGACUAAACAAAAAUGGAAAGCAUGCCAAGUAUUAAGGACCACCAUGCACAUUGUCAAUCUGAGCAUCAGCAUUUCUAUCAAUUCUGCUUUAUGGAGCAGACUCAGUGACCUGACCUCUGCUCUCCUGGUUACCUGUGCAGCAUCUCCACUGACAACUGCUAAUAAGCCUGAGUUGAUGUCAAUUUUCCUAAAAGCUUCCUCCGCCUCAAAGCACUGACACUCUGCAAACAUAACUUUUUAUUGUUUACCAUCUUAAACUUCAUAAAACACCAUUUUAUUUGUGUAAUUAUUCAGUGACCAAAAACAGCUCAAUUCCAACAUUAGAAGUGUCUUAAAGCCUGUAACUAACUUUAAAUGUGUGUUUAAUAUCAAGUGAACCCUGCAAGAAUGUAUCAUGUAUCUCAGUAUUUUUGUGGUGUUCUGCUUUGUUUGAAUGUUUGACAAUAAAAAGGAUGGAAAAAUGUGA